Protobothrops mucrosquamatus (brown spotted pit viper) is the source of this 435-nucleotide messenger RNA. Its product is annotated as MKI67 FHA domain-interacting nucleolar phosphoprotein-like. The transcript has 4 exons. Lineage: Eukaryota; Metazoa; Chordata; Lepidosauria; Squamata; Viperidae. Gene Ontology annotation, biological process: maturation of LSU-rRNA from tricistronic rRNA transcript (SSU-rRNA, 5.8S rRNA, LSU-rRNA). Gene Ontology annotation, molecular function: RNA binding. The record is from RefSeq and is a predicted model, not a curated record. Gene Ontology annotation, cellular component: nucleolus. The annotation marks the transcript as partial.
AUGACUAAGGGGGUAAUAUUCAGUCACCCAUUUCAUACAGGAGGUAGCAAAGGUUAUGCUUUUGUGGAAUUUGAAUAUGAUGAAAUUGCAAAGAUAGCUGCAGAUACCAUGAACAAUUACCUUAUCCGUGAAAAACUCUUGAAAUGUGAGCUUAUGCCAGCAGAAAGAGUACAUGAAAACCUCUUUAAAGGUUCUGAGCAAAAGUUCAAAAAGCCAUCCUAUCCAGCAGUAAAACACUACAACCGGAAUCGAACAGCACAGGAGAAAGAAAAGAUGGCUGAGAGGCUGUUGAAAAAGGAGGACAAGUUGCGAAAAAGGCUGGCUGAGAAAGGAAUAGAUUAUGAUUUCCCCGGAUUUACUGCUCAGAUGCCUCUGAUAAAGAAAAAGAUGGUUUCAAAAUCAGUUUCUAAUGAGGAGGCAGCAGUGGAAGAUAAA